AGAUCAGACUGAAGGGGGCAGAAGUAUUCCAUUACUCCGAUUGGUUUGCACAACUCCAUCAAGAAGAAGUUUAACCUGAUGACGGCCACGUCAGGGGACAUCACUUCCGGGAGAACACCCCAGCGUAAACUAUGGUCACACAGAUGUUUAACUAUUUCAGUACCAAGAGGACACAAAGAGUGUUUUGUGCGUGCUAAGGGAGAUGGGGCCAGACAGUGCCCCAGAUCCACCUGUGCCCUGGAGGAAAGUGCUGUGGGAGCGUCAGCCAUUUCCCGACAACUACGUAGACGGUCGGUUCCUUGAGGAGCUACGGAGGAACGAGGGUCUCCGACAAUACCAUUACUGGGCUGUGGUGAAGGAGGCUGGCUCUGUGGGGCAGCAAUUAUCCUGUGUGGCCAUUUUUAUCACAGUCUGGCUCUACAUGGAGCAGGGUUUGCUCUCUCCUGAGGUACUGUUGUUGACCAGUCUUGUCUGUGCCAUGCUGGGUUAUGGACUGCACCAAGUGUUGGCAUCUACUGUGGAUUCAGGUGAUGAACCUCGUACACGGCUGGCUGAUCUACAGAGUGCUGCCAUUUUUCUAUCAUUUACUUACGGCUUCUCGCCGGUUCUAAAGACACUGACCGAGUCUGUCAGUACAGACACUGUGUAUGCCAUGUCUGCUGUGAUGUUGCUGGCUCACCUAAUUUUCUUCCCAUACACCCAACCUUCACCCCCUGGUAGUUUGUCUUUAAAUGCAGCUCUGUUUGCCUCGGUGUGUUUGGCCUCCAGGUUGCCUGGGGCCUUACACACUUUUGCAAUGCUCAGCUGUGCCUUGCUGGUGUUUGCUCUAUGGCCAUGUCUCCUCCAGAGGCUGAGGGAGAAGGCCCCCAGCCAAUUCACUGGGGUCUGUGUGGGAAUGUGUAUAGGAGGAAUUGGAGGCUUAGGCUCCCAGUCGCUUGUAGGAGCUGUGCUUUUGGCCCUGGCCUUAGGAAACGUCACAUUUUUUUGUCCACUUCUUCUAAUCACACUACAAAGGCAAAAGGACAACAUUCAAGGACCCUGGGAUGAAGCUGAGAUACACGAGGACCUCAGCCACUUCAUUCAAUAAUGGAAAAGAUAUUUCUAGAUCGACUUUAAGUCAAAUAUUGUUACUGUUUUGUGUAAAAUUUAUGUUUGUUUUCUACCUCUUGAAUGGCAACCCUGUUUUCAUCUCUUAUUCUCUUGAAUAUAAUAAGUACAAUGAUGUUUAAUGCCCUGCCUUUUGUAUUUAGCUGAUAACAGCAAUGGUACACUGGCAGGAAUGGAAGAAAGACACAUGCAGAGAUCUUCAAAAGGUCUGAGUUUCUUGUAAUUUUUUAGCCACCUAGCAGAAGAGUGUUUAAUUGUUCUAUCUCUCACUGCCACAAUAAUGAAUGAAGACAAAUAAAUCAAGUAGUAGUUUCAGACCAAGUAAGUGAAAAUGUAUAUGGUACACCUGAUGAUCUUUACAGCUGACUAAUGUACUGUAACACAGUGAGUCUAACAUCACUGUAUUAGAGAAUGCUGACAUCUGUAAACACACUCCGAUAUUAAGCCUCCACUUCACUACUCAUAUUUAUUUGAGUCGUUUGCGGAUGAUAUGGUUGUGUACACUGUAGUACUGCUGUAGUGUUUAAAUGAAUGAGCGAUGUUUACCACAUUUAUUGUCAAGGGUUUUACUUUAUCUGUAUUGUAAUAUUAACACUGUUAAAGUUUUAUAGUAAUAAGCAUUUCUAAUUAUGUUUCAUCUGAUGAAUUAAACUGCAGCAAAAGCAAAUGUGUAUUACUGGUUUUUACU
Cynoglossus semilaevis (tongue sole) is the source of this 1795-nucleotide messenger RNA. It is a transcript of the gene pigc, whose product is annotated as phosphatidylinositol glycan anchor biosynthesis, class C. The transcript is spliced from 3 exons. Gene Ontology annotation, biological process: GPI anchor biosynthetic process. Gene Ontology annotation, cellular component: membrane; glycosylphosphatidylinositol-N-acetylglucosaminyltransferase (GPI-GnT) complex. Bases 203 to 1087 code for a protein of 294 amino acids. The record is from RefSeq and is a predicted model, not a curated record. NCBI's taxonomy places the organism in Eukaryota, Metazoa, Chordata, Actinopteri, Pleuronectiformes, Cynoglossidae.